Suillus discolor is the source of this 575-nucleotide messenger RNA. RefSeq lists its product as uncharacterized. The record is from RefSeq and is a predicted model, not a curated record. The transcript is spliced from 7 exons. Lineage: Eukaryota; Fungi; Basidiomycota; Agaricomycetes; Boletales; Suillaceae. Bases 36 to 575 code for a protein of 179 amino acids.
GACCAGAUAGACGCGCCCAACAGUUGUUAUCCAAGAUGCCCGAAAGACGCGUGUCAUCAGUUAAACCCCCUUCUCAAUCGUUAUCAGGAGACGAGGGAGACAUAGACCUCAAGGACUCGCAAGGCACCAGUGAUGACCACAACGAGGAAACGUUCGCCCUCAUCGCAGCAGAGUUCAAAGCGACAUGGGAGAAGAAGUUGAGGGGACGCGACAAUAAGAUAAUACAGACAACGCAAAAGGAACUCCACCUUGCUCUCCAGAACAAGGAAACCGAAAUCGCCAACGUCAUGAACGAUAUGGAUGCCCUUCAUCAGGAUUUCCUCAAACAAUACGCGAUUCUGGAAGACAAGAAGCGCAAAAUAACAGCUGCGAUUGCUGAAGCACAGGAAGAACUCAUACCACUUGCGAUCAAACGCCACCAGGCGAUCAUCAGCCUUGGACACGAGGUCGAGAACGGGCAACUGGAAGGAAUGGCCCUCAUCAAAGGUGCUUGCCAAUCUGAUCUUCUUUCCCUCCGCUCCAUAGCCACGCGGGACGUCGCCCAGGAGCUUGGGACGUUGCACUUCGAUUCCUGA